Molecule: messenger RNA, 4170 nt
Organism: Paramormyrops kingsleyae
Lineage: Eukaryota; Metazoa; Chordata; Actinopteri; Osteoglossiformes; Mormyridae
Product: vimentin-type intermediate filament-associated coiled-coil protein
Source: RefSeq, a predicted model, not a curated record
CACCUACAUUAUUAUAUCUAAGAGCGGUGGCGCUUACGGCCGGUUCCGGAGCCUCCGAUCCACAGGUUUCGGCAGAGCCGAGAAGUUUGCCUUUUACUCUCUGUGCCCAGGAAGUGCAUGUAGCGGUGCGGCGCGGCAGCCCCGCGCAGAUCUCGGAGUGUUGAUGUGGCGACUUGAAGACCUGUAGGCGCCGAUCAGGGGGUCGUUCUGCUUAUUUUCUUUUUCGAGUUUCGUGCCACGGACUAACUGCGAUAACUGUGAAAGCCAUUCGGGGAAACGGCCGUGCCCGUGUUUAUAAUGUGAUGUUUAAUAUUGUUCUAGCUUUGGCUCAUCCAGUCGUUACUGGCAAUGCGCCACUGCCCACAUCAGUUUUAUGUGCUUGGGCUGGUUUCCGAAAUGAAGUAGGGAAUCCAAGGCAAUGGUGAAGGGAGAUGCUGUUAAAAUGAAGUGCAGUAACUGCUGCUAGCCAGUUAGCUUGGUGCUGCUGGGCGAUGAGCGGGUGCCUCUCUCCGCCGACUGAACACUACACGCUCCUAUCGGACUGCGUGCCCGAAAUGUAGCCGGACACAAAAGCAAAACUUGCAAUCGGGCCGAAAACAGACCUAGCCGAAGGCUGAAACGGGGAGGCGGCGGCCGCCCGCCCCGCUGCUCCGGUGACAUGUCGCUGCCAUCGCCGGUGCAGAUCAAGGAGGCGAACGCGCACCUGGCCGCCGUUCACAGGCGGGUGGCCGAGCUGGAGCAGCGCCUGGGCUCUGCGGAGAAGACGGUGCGGGAGCAGGCGGAAAGCCUCAUCCGCAAAGACGAGCAGCUCCGGGCCGCCACGCAGGAGGUCGCCGAGGCCAAGGACCGGGAAAUUGCAUACCUGCAUGAAAAGCUGUGCAAAUCAGAGGAAAUCAUCCAGAAGUUUCAGAAUAUGGUGAAGGAGAAGGACUCCUUGAUCGGCCAGCUCCGGCACCGCUGUCAGCUCCUGGACAACAUCUGCAAGAGCCGGCCGCUGCUGGACAGCGUGCUGUCGCAGAUGGCCGAGGCAGAGCGCCUGGGACCCGUCUUCCGGGGGGGUGAGCCCAGCUUAUCCCUCACCGACGGCGACUCAAACUGCAGCCCUGAGCGUGUUAUCAACCACAGGGACUUCUCUCUCACAGAGGAUGACAUGGAUGACCAGGACCUGGAGGAGAAUAUCUUUGGAACCACUGUAUAAUACAAGUGGAAGAAAACCAACUAAAAAUAUCGAGUUAAGAUUUUAAGUGAAAGCUUUAGGGCCGUUGCUUUAAAGUCUGUAUAUACUUUUGUGUUUUUUGCUCUAUUUGAUUACUUAGACAUUUAUGCAAGGCAGGGGCCUCCAGAAACGUAAUGAUAGGUAGUCUGACAGAAAGGUGGGCAUGCUGUAACAGAAUAACUGUUCACCCACAAUAUUAAUUUUAAAAUGAAGCUUCUGUCUAAAACUUGCAGGGAACAGGAGACUUUCAUAAUCAAAUGUGUAUUCAUUUUACAUAACAUGACGGCUACAUGUGAUGUUUCUCAAAGAUACAAUUCAAUCUUUGCUUUAAUAUAAACUGUAACCACAAGACAAAGUCAUCAGAAAUCAUGUACUUUUUAAAAUUCAAAAUGUGAGAGCAGUAACUGCAGAUAUAAAAAGCUACAGUGACUUACAGGAUCUUCAGGGCCUGUAUAUUAGGUGCAGUAUGGCCUGACUCCUAACAUCACGUUUAAAUUAUACUGCUAAUUAAGAAAAUUGGUGAUGAAUGCAAUAGGUCAUAUUUUAUUUUCAGGUGUUACUUGUUUCAGGUUAGUAAGUUUUCCUUGAAAUAGAGGUAGAUUUUGCUGGUGUGUAAUAAGUUUUCUAAGUAUGUUCUUCAUACAGAGAUUUUGCUGGUGUGUAAUAAGUUUUCUAAGUAUGUUCUUCAUACAGAGAUUUUGCAGGUGUGUAUUAAGUUUUCUAAGUACGUUCUUCAUACAGAUGACGCCGUGUUCAUUGAGAAAAUUGAACUCAAGGCCAUUACUUUGGUUUUGUUACAGUAUAAUUUGGGUCAAAGUCUUUCGUAAGCGGUCAGCAAACUUCAUUGGUUAAAUAAGUGUACUGCUUGUUUUAUAGUUUUCACCGGUUUACUGCUUGUUUUAUAGUUUCACUUGAUUUUAUGUAUCACCGGAACUAGGAAUUAAUUCUUUACCAGUCAUUUACAGAUGAAGUUGAUGUGUAAUCAAUUGGAUAGCAGUGUUGUGGACACAGUGACCAAAACGUUCAGCUAAAAUAUUAUAUUUUAGCUUUAAGUAGGAUUUUGAGAAAAUAGUGAAAGUAUUCAAGUGACAUUCGUGCAGCUUUAACACCCUGACACACAAACCAUACAGUACAGUCUUGGGUGUUUGUUCUGCUCGGACAUAAAUAGCACUUCAUAAUGUGAGCUAGUAGGUCCCUGAAUAUUGUCCUGUUUUCAAGAAUCAUAAAGGAACAUUGGUGUGCACGUCCUUUGAUUUUUUUCUUUCAUAUGUUUUUGUAAAAUGUAAAAUUUGUAACUGUGAAGGUGUGGACCAAGCCCUUGUGCAUCCACAAGCAAUAUUCCCUCAGUCUCAGAUGCACACAAAGCCCAGUGUGUGUGACUGUCUGGCAUUCUGAUACAGGCACGGUGUGUCACUGUCCGUCACUCUCACACGGGCCCGGUGUGUCACUGUCCGUCACUCUCACACGGGCCCAGUGUGUCACUGUCCGUCACUCUCACACNGUGUGUCACUGUCCGUCACUCUCACACGGGCCCAGUGUGUCACUGUCCGUCACUCUCACACGGGCCCGUCUAGCCUUAGCUCAUGACAGCCUAUGCAAAGCUGGUUCUGUGUCCUGAUCUGCUGGAGAAAGACUGACACUUCAACCAGCAUGUUUCCUAUUUUUCUAAAACAUGAAUAGUCAAGAACCAAACAGUAACUCCGUUAUUUGGUUUACCUAGUACCAGUUUCUUGAUGCGUUGGAGGCGACCUUGUUCUAGCAGUUCUCUGGUGAUCCAUAAAGUCAGUCAUUUAUUUAUGGUUAAACUGGAAGUUUCUUUGCAGGAGAGUGGGGCUCCUGAAUGCUGUCUGGCUCGUGUACCACGGUGAAAGCUGUGUGAUGUGGUCCUUACAUGAUUUUGUACUUGAAGAACUGCAUUUAGCAUCUCAUUCUCAUUGUUAAAUAGUGUAUAAAGCACAUUAUUCAGGUGAUUUCUGACUGCCCCCCCCAUCCAUCACUUCUUCUUCUGGAGGAGGACACAGUGGGGGCUUAUCACUGGAAUACUUUUAUCCCAGUUUAGUUGAUCAUUCCAAAGGGCACCUUGUUGCUUCCCCACUACUUCCUAUGCAAGAAUUAGCUUCAAGGACUAACGUAGCCAUUUCGCACGGCCAGGUGAACCUCCUGCUGUAAUCCAGGAACGGUCCUUUGCAUCUUUCCAAAAAAAUACCUUAUUGUACAAAUACCAGGUCAAAAAGUUGCUUGUGAAAUCCGUUACUGAAAUUGACACUUUUUGCAUUGAACACCAAAGACUGGGCAAAUUGAAAAAGAAUGCUGAUUUUCUUAGAAUUAUUGUAAGAAAUAUUUUUAGUCUUGCCUUAUACUUAGCUGGGAAUAAAGUGAUGGAUUACACUUGGAAAAUAAGCGCUGUCCAAAUGGUUACAGUAGCACUUGAACGCAACACUUAAAAAUGACUCAUUAUUCAAAACAAGUCACUUAUUGCCAUUUGCUUGCCUUAAUUCAGUCAAUGAUGCUACACAGACUCGCGCAAGGUUACAGAGGUGGGAAGUUGAAUGUAAAAGGCUUUAGCUAGUUUUGGGAUGAGUUUCCUUAGAUUUUGCCCCCUGCUCCUGGUUGCUUCAGAAGUAGAGAAAUUGGCUCAUGCAGCCCCAGGGGGGGGGGGACACAGAGACAAGUGCUGAACCCCAUUGCUCAGUGAUGCUAACUCACCUGCACUGUAGUUGCUUGGAGAGAGUGUGACUGCCGACUGAAGCACCCAGGAACCCUCAAAAGGAUUUAGUGUAUCUUUCACUUAACUGAAACAAGGCUGUUAACUUUUUUACAUUCCAGUUUAUAUAUUAAAUGAGACUCUGCUGCUGAAACACUGUUGGAUGAUCUCUAAAGAUGUUAGAGGCAUGCGAUAAGGUUUAAACUGAUGAUUUACUGGCUUUAAUAAAAAUGUCGCAGUGCUGUCAUUA